UCCGUCUGCAGGGCUGACUUCCGAGCCCCCAGCGGCCGCAGCAGGUCCCGCAGCGCCGCUCUCAGGGAGCCUGAUCCGCUUGGCUCCGCAGCACGGUGCCGCCUAGAGGGUUCCUCAGGGCGAGUUCAGGGUGCCCGGCAGGAGCCACCCUCGUACCUGAGGGAGCGCAGCGAACAAACGCAGGACAUCACACCAGGACGUCUGUCUCUGCCGCCUACGAGAGGUACCAUUCCCCGCCGGCUGUCUCUGCGUGCAGAAUAUGCAUUUUGCCACAAGAAGAUGGUUCUACCUGCCUUUGGGUUGCAUGUUGCUGAUCCAUCUGACUCAUGCUGACUUUGAAUUUCAAAAGGGGGUACUUGCCAGCAACAACCCAGGGAUCAUGGAAGACAUUGAUCCCCAGUGCUGGAAUACUUGCUCUUUGACAUUGAUAGAGCUUAAGGAACUCAAGAUAGAGCACAAUGUGGAUGCUUUCUGGAAUUUCAUGUUGUUCCUGCAAAAAUCCCAGUGGCCUAGACAUUAUAAUGUCUUCUUAAGCAUAGCUCAGGAUUUCUGGGACAUGUAUGUAGACUGCUUGCUUUCAAGAUCUCAUGGAAUGGGCAGAAGACAGUUGAUGUCUCCCAGGACUGGAUUUUAUAAAACGUGAGUUUUACAUUUAAGAGAACACAGAAAAUACCUCAAGCAGGAUGGCACCAACCUGAAAAUUUAACCCUGUGUCAGUAUUUAUGAGCUCAAAUGUUUCCUACAGCAUUUAUCAAAAUUGUUA
Molecule: messenger RNA, 763 nt
Organism: Bubalus bubalis (water buffalo)
Lineage: Eukaryota; Metazoa; Chordata; Mammalia; Artiodactyla; Bovidae
Gene: FAM237B
Product: family with sequence similarity 237 member B
Exons: 4
Coding region: 260-643 (127 amino acids)
Source: RefSeq, a predicted model, not a curated record